AUGGAGCUGCAGGAGCAGGGAGGCCUGAAGGAGCUGGUGCUGCAGGAGCAGGGAGGCCUGAAGGAGCUGGUGCUGCAGGAGCAGGGAGGCCUGAAGGAGCUGGUGCUGCUGUGGUUCUCUCAGACGCAGGCUCAGCUCAUCCUCAACAACGGAAACCCCCCCGACUGGUUUCAAGGCUUCGCUGCCAGAAAGGAAGCAGAGGAUCUCCUGAGAGAGAAACCUCUGGGCUGUUUCCUCGUCCGCCUCAGUGAAAAGGCUGUGGGCUACAUCUUGUCCUACAGGGGCCACGACCGGUGCCGCCAUUUUGUCAUCGCCCAGGAUCCCUAUGGGCAGUUUGUCCUAUCAGGAGACUGUCAGACGUUUCAGCGCCUGACGGAGCUGAUAGAACAUUACAGGCUCCGCCCCAUCCAGCCGUUUGGAGAACAUCUGACCUGCAGCUGCACCGAGGAAGAGGAACUGUACGAUGUGGUGAACUACAAGACCAAAGAGAAGACGUCUGGGCUGAGCGUCCAGGCUCUGCGGAUCCUCUGGGACCAGAAGAGUCCCCGUCUCAGCGCCACCAACAGGAAGCAGAGGGCACAGCAGCAACAUGAGCCUGUCACAGUGCAGCCACCGGACCUUCCAACCAAAUCCAAGAGCAGACAACUGACAGGGACAGUGUCCGACACCACGUCCCUCUCUCAGGAGUCUGCAGAGCUCCAGCAUCGUCAUCGUGUCUUUCAGGUUGCCCCCCCACUACCAAGGAGAGGCUUUCCUCCGGGCUUCUCUCUGAGCGGAUCUCUCCCUGAAACCACGUCACAUGAGCGUGAAGCCCAGAGCAGCUCCACCAGAGAGGAGGCACUGGGAGGAGACUCCACCACAGACUCAUUCAACACAACCUCUCCAGCAGGGAACACAUCUUCUGAGCUGACACAGACUGAGAGCAGGAGCCAGGUUCUACCACAGCUGGAGAGCAGCAGUGAAGAGGAGGAGGAGGAAGAGGUAGAGAAGAAGGAGGAGACAGAGGAAGAGGAGGAGGAGGUAGAGGAGGAGUUAGAGGACGAGGUAGAGGAGCAGAAGGAGGUAGAAGAGGGAGAGUACUCUAACCACCUCACAUCCACAUUGUCUUAUUCACCCACUCCUGUGAAGAAGGUCACCUGCCCCACCUACUUCCUCCACAGCCCCUCCAGACCCCGCCCCUUGCACCAGGCGUCCGAGGGACAGACAGACGUCCUGUACGCUCAGGUCGCUGAGAGGCCGACCUCCAGCGGUCCACCUGAUGACACCUACGAGAAGAUCCCCAGGGAGGCCGGCCCUCCGUCCACCGUCCAGAGCAACACCUACGAGUCUCUGGAGGACAUGAAGACCAAGAAGUCCAAAAGCUCCUGGGGGAAAAACAACAUGAAAUGGAAGAAAUUCUUCCCUGAAUACAAGAAGAAAUAAAUGUGAAUCUGUUUGUUUUACAUUUGGAGAAACAAGACACAAAUUAAAUGAGUUUUAUAAACAGUUCUAAUAAUCCAAGUUUUAAAGUGAAGAUUCAGAUGUUUAAGAACAAUAAAGACUCUGUUUAAAUUCAGCCUCAGUUUUUAUUCAUGGUCGUUUUGUGUUGUGAACUAAAGAUUUGAAACAAACUGCUCAAAACUUAUUUUUAGUACUAUUAAUUAAUUUGAACUUUGCUUUUUAUUCAUGAACAUUGUUUUUACCACUUUUUAUCAAAAGGUUUCAUUGAUUUAAAACCUUUGAAGUCUUAAUUUGUUCUGUUGAUAAACAUUUCUUCUGUUGUUCAUGUAAAAACCUUGAGCUGCAAUUGAUUCUAUAAAAUGUGUUGAAUAAAUAAAGUUCAUCAUCA
Molecule: messenger RNA, 1828 nt
Organism: Pleuronectes platessa (European plaice)
Lineage: Eukaryota; Metazoa; Chordata; Actinopteri; Pleuronectiformes; Pleuronectidae
Gene: sh2d7
Product: SH2 domain containing 7
Exons: 6
Coding region: 1-1422 (473 amino acids)
Cellular component (GO): cytoplasm
Source: RefSeq, a predicted model, not a curated record